AAGCCCAGUCCACAACUCCUAAUUCUCCUAGUCCUUAGCCGCAAAGAAAGAACCGAAGGAAGAUGCAGAUUCACGGGAUUGCCGAUUUGGGAAGAAGCCGAAGAAGAACACGAUUCACGAAAGACGACGUUACGACGCCGCCGCACGCCGUCACGCCGACCCCCAGCCUCUAGAAAUAAUUCAAUAGCUAUGGCUCCUAAACAAUUCUCUGGAAGUCAAAAAAAGAGAAAACAAGACGAAGAAAUGAGAAACUCUCAAGCAGGAACUCUAUAUAAGUUUAUUAAACAUGUUGUUGAAGACAAAGAAGAUUGAUGGAGAAUCGGCGGCGGAUAGGGAUGAUGACGGCGGCAGUGGCGGUGGUGGCCGCCGUGAUGGGCUGGGCCGCUGCCGGGCAGCAAUUCGACGCCAUGUUUGUGUUCGGAGAUUCGUUGGUGGACGCCGGGAACAAUAACUACCUGGUCGAUUCCUUGGCGAAAGCUAAUUAUGUACCCUAUGGUAUCGAUUUCCGAGGCCCUACCGGCAGUUUCUCUAACGGCAAAACCAUCGUUGAUUAUCUUGGGGAUUUGUUAGAGAUUCCCGUUGUUCCAGCCUAUGCAGAUCCAUCUGCAACAGGAAAAAAUGUUCUUAAAGGAAUAAAUUACGCUUCAGCUGCAGCUGGAAUCCUUAAUGAGACUGGCCGAACGUUUGGUGAUAGAUUUACCUUCUCCCAGCAAAUUGAAAAUUUCCAGAGGACUUUGAAAUAUCAAUUACAGAGAGAGAUGAGGGAGGAAGAACUCAUUGGUUAUUUGAACAAGUCAUUAGUUGUUAUCUCCAUUGGCAGCAAUGACUACGUUAAUAAUUAUCUUCUUCCAUCUCUUUACUCCACUAGCUACACUUACAAUCCCACAAACUUUGCCGAUCUUCUUGUCGAACACUUCUCCAAGCAACUCACAGUACUCCAUGGCUUAGGCCUUCGAAAGUUCCUUCUGGGUGGCAUUGGACCGCUGGGUUGCAUUCCGAACCAGUUGGCCACUCAAGCAGCCCCACAAGGGCAAUGCGUGUCGCAUGUAAAUGACAUGGUGGAACACUUCAAUUUUCGAUUGAGUGAUCUCGUUGACCAACUCAAUCGAGAUUUAGUCCCCUCGGUCUUCGUUUACGGAAACACUUUCCUUGCGUUUAGCAACAUAAUCACAAACGCAUCUACAUAUGGAUUUGUGGUGAAGGACCAAGGAUGUUGUGGGAUUUCAAAGCUACAAAUAACAUGUCUUCCAUUUUCUGUCCCAUGUCCAGACAGGACAAAGUAUAUUUUCUGGGAUUCUUUUCAUCCAACACAAGCGGUUAACCAAAUUCUUGCUAAGAAUGCAUAUUCAGGGCCACCUUCUCUUUGUUAUCCCAUGAAUGUUCAACAAUUGGCACACCAAUGAGUCCGACUGUGUGUCAUAUGAUCGGCACUCAAUGUUCAAAAAAUAAAAAUCAUAGAAUAAUAUCAGCUUUCUCGUUAUGGAUGACAACCGUUUUGUAAAUAUGUACGUACACAUGAUAUAACUGUACAUGAACCCAAUGUGUGUUCAGAGAUAGAUGAAUACAUCCCGUUGUUGGGACCGCGCAUGCCUUCACCCUAACUUCGCAUUAGUAUGAUAUUA
Messenger RNA from Cuscuta campestris, 1622 nucleotides. NCBI's taxonomy places the organism in Eukaryota, Viridiplantae, Streptophyta, Magnoliopsida, Solanales, Convolvulaceae. The record is from the annotation of a GenBank genome assembly.